AUGUCGUCGACGCACUCCCCGCAAACCCACGUCGAGGACCCUGACGCCGGAUGGAAGCCAAACAACCGUCCCCAGUCGACCGUCGCCCGCAAUUUCAUGUCAGAGCUCGACGACCUCUUCCGGCUGGACGGUGGCAUUGACCUGCUCGAUAAGAACGUGCACCAGAAGAAGCAAGCCGUCACCACGCACGCACAGGAGCUCGAAGCCCUCGAGGCCAAGCUCCGCGAGACCGAAGCGCGCCUCAACCAGGCCCGCAACUCUCCGCCGCGACGGAAGGAUAGCCAGCGCCGCACGCCCAUCGAGGACACCUUCUCUGCCCAAGACAGGGUCCGCUUAGAGAACGGUGGAAGCCCUCUGCCAGUGCGCCAAAACAAGGAGAACAUGGCUCCACCGCCCAGACAGAACAUGCCAGGUGCGUUGUCAGAACCAACCCAUUCUGACAACAGCACUGAAUACGUCUUUGUAGACCGGCCGCCGACCGCCCGCACCGAUGACGGAGCGAAGGCAUGA
This is a messenger RNA of Didymosphaeria variabile, 510 nucleotides long. RefSeq lists its product as uncharacterized. Lineage: Eukaryota; Fungi; Ascomycota; Dothideomycetes; Pleosporales; Didymosphaeriaceae. The record is from RefSeq and is a predicted model, not a curated record. The transcript is spliced from 3 exons. The coding region runs from base 1 to 510 and encodes 169 amino acids.